Molecule: messenger RNA, 1281 nt
Organism: Glycine soja
Lineage: Eukaryota; Viridiplantae; Streptophyta; Magnoliopsida; Fabales; Fabaceae
Exons: 8
Coding region: 1-1281 (426 amino acids)
Biological process (GO): telomere maintenance; DNA repair
Molecular function (GO): DNA helicase activity
Source: RefSeq, a predicted model, not a curated record
AUGGCUAUUUGGGAGGACUAUGCUAUUCAACUUCAUGAUGCUAUUGACAAAAACCUUUUGCUUCAGGAACCAUUGGUUGUUAUGUUGACCCUGGGUAAAAUCAAGGAUGCUACAGAUUGUUACUGCUUGGCUGUUGAGACAGUUGAUGAAAUCAUCAUUGAUGCUCCAUGGAGUUAUGACAGUUGUCCUAACUGUACCACCAUAUUUGAUCCAUCGAAAUGUGGCUCAGCUUGCCGUUCUUGCCAAAAAACACUGUAUAAGUUAAAUGUUAGGAUGGAGCAUAAUAGGGACAAAGGAAACUUCCUUUUCGGGGAUGCAAUAUGUAUCAAGCUAUUUGGUAAGACUGCUGCCGAAUGUCGAGAUGAAUUGAUAGCGGCUGGGGACGAUAUUAAGGAGUUUCCACCCCGUGUUGAUGAAAUUCUAUCUAAAACUUGGGAAAUUUAUAUAGCAAUUUUCGGGGUUCUGCCUUUGUCAGUGACCACAAUAGCUAUAGCUUACAAUCCUUUCUCUGUUGCAGUAGAUGGUGUGCAUAUCAUUGAUCGCAGAUCUCAAUAUCUUACUGUUAACCUGAGGCACAACAACCUGAUGCCUCAACAUGAGGUUGUCUUUUAUUACCAGCCAAACCAAGGUAUCCAGCUUACUGAAAAAGAAACAAUUCAUUUAUGCUUGACUGAGAUUGGGAAUAUGCUACAAGCUAACAGAAGAAGCCUGCGAGAUUUUCCAUCCAUGCCAUACCCAAUAGGAUAUGCACCCAACCAACACCAUAAUAAACUCAUCCACAAUGAAAUGGCAUAUGACAAACAAAUGCUAGUAGCAGAAUUCAACAGAACAUACCAUUUGCUCAUAGAUGAGCAAAAAUCUAUUGUUGAUACCAUUAUCCGUGUAGUUGACACUCAAUCAACUGGAGUUUACUUCCUCUAUGGAUAUGGUGGAACUGGCAAAACAUUUGUUUGGACAACCUUAUCAUCUGCUAUACGCUCCAAUGGUGGAAUUAUUUGUACAGUUGCUUCAAGUGGAAUUGCUUCAUUACUAUUACCUGGUGGUCAGACAGCACAUUCCAAAUUUGCUAUACCAGUGCCUGCAACACAGAAUUCAACAUGCAAUAUUCAUCAAGACAGCGAGUUAGCUGAAUUAUUGAAGGUUACAAAACUAAUAGUCUGGGAUGAAGCUCCAAUGUGUUACAAAUUCGCUUUUGAGGCACUAGAUAAAAGCCUUAAAGACAUCAUGCACAACAAUCUGCCUUUUGGAAGCAAAAUUGUAGUUUUCAGUGGUGAUUUCUGA